Molecule: messenger RNA, 1431 nt
Organism: Boleophthalmus pectinirostris (great blue-spotted mudskipper)
Lineage: Eukaryota; Metazoa; Chordata; Actinopteri; Gobiiformes; Gobiidae
Gene: sh3bp5lb
Product: SH3-binding domain protein 5-like, b
Exons: 7
Coding region: 1-1431 (476 amino acids)
Biological process (GO): intracellular signal transduction; negative regulation of protein tyrosine kinase activity
Cellular component (GO): cytoplasm
Molecular function (GO): protein kinase inhibitor activity
Source: RefSeq, a predicted model, not a curated record
AUGGAGCCGGGGACUGGCGUGGACGGCUCCGCGGGCUCGGGGUGCGCUCGUGCGGCCGGCGUGCGGGAGGAGACCCCGGGGGAAGAGGCGAAGGGCGGAGAGGGGAGCGCCGCGAUGUCCAAGCGGAGAGGAGAGGACGGCCCCGCGGCGGACGAGGCGAGGGAGGCCGGGGAGGAGGAUGGAGAGACCCGGGGGAAGGCGGAGGAGGAGGGGAAAUACGAGGAGGAGCUGGACCCGAGAAUACAGGAGGAGCUGGAGCACUUGAACCAGGCCAGUGAAGAGAUCAACAAACUGGAGCUGCAGCUGGACGAUGCGCGCUCCAGCUACAGGAGGAUCCUCACAGACUCGGCUCGGAGGCUGAACGCUCAGGGUUCUGCUCUGGGCGCCUGCAUCGAGAAAGCACGACCGUACUACGAGGCCCGCAGACUCGCCAAAGAGGCCCAGCAGGAGACCCAGAAGGCAGCCCUGAGGUACGAGCGCGCCGUGUCCAUGCACUCCGCUGCCCGGGAGAUGGUGUAUGUGGCAGAACAGGGGCUGCUGGCCGACCGGAACACUAUGGACCCCACCUGGCAGGAGAUGCUCAACCACGCCACCGCUAAGGUGAACGAGGCCGAGGAGGAGCGUCUCCGCAGUGAGAGGGAGCACCAGAGGGUCACUCAGUUGUGUCAGGAGGCUGAGGCCAGGGUCCAGACUCUGCAGAAGGCCCUCAAGAAGGUCAUCCUCAAGUCCAAACCGUACUUCGAACUCAAGGCCCAGUUCAACCACAUCCUGGAGGAGCACAAGGCGAAAGUGGUGCAUCUGGAGGAGCAGGUGUCCAAAGUGAAGACGCGUUACUCUGUGGCCCUCAGGAACCUGGAGCAGAUCAGUGAGCAGAUCCACGCGCAGAGAGGACGGAUCACAGCCACCACCAGGGGGAGCCACGUGAUGUGUGGGGGGCGCAGCUCUCCUGUGGGGGCCGAGGCAGAGGUCAGGGCGAGCAUCAGCGUGCAGGUGGGAGCAAAGUCUGUGGGAGGAGCCAACAGCGACUGGGCGCAGCAGUGGGUGGAGCGUCACCGUCAGAGCGGGUGGGGCCAGGGGGAGCAGGAGGGGGGUCCCGACGGUCCCGAGGGCUCCGACCGCCUGUCCGUCAUCAGCCUGCAGACCAUCGCCUCCGACCUGGAGAAGUGCGAUUCCGUGGAGCACCUGGGAGACAUGAGCGACUGCGGCAGCGUGCGGGGGGAGGGCGGGUGGGAGAGGAGAGGGACCCCCCGCGGACGCCCCCUCAGCACCCUGCUCCCACCCACCGCCGCUGUUGCUGUGGCGGUGGAGGGGGGGCCCGCCGGGGGGGUCCAGGGGGCGGCGCACAGGGGCCCCACGGAGCAGCCCACACCCGUCAGGAGGGAGCGGAGAGAGAGCUUCGUCAAACAGCAUCACAGGAGCGUCAGCCUAUAG